Molecule: messenger RNA, 7094 nt
Organism: Eupeodes corollae
Lineage: Eukaryota; Metazoa; Arthropoda; Insecta; Diptera; Syrphidae
Gene: ago
Product: F-box/WD repeat-containing protein 7
Exons: 8
Coding region: 235-4317 (1360 amino acids)
Biological process (GO): ubiquitin recycling; proteasome-mediated ubiquitin-dependent protein catabolic process
Cellular component (GO): nucleus; cytoplasm
Molecular function (GO): ubiquitin binding
Source: RefSeq, a predicted model, not a curated record
ACCUACUGUCUGGCUCUGGUUUUUUUUGUAAAUGGCUGGUUAAAUAUAUUUUACAUCUCGUUCGGUUGCGUUGAUAAAGAAAAAUAUUUAAACUCAAUUAAUUUCAAUCACGCGAGUGUAAGUUAACAAAAUUUUACAAAAACAUAAACCACAUUGUCAUGAUUGAACAAUAAACCAUUCAAUAAUUCAAAAACGAAAAAGAUUUAAACACACACCUCUCCUUUUACGUAUAUUAUGGAAAAAACAUGUGUUCAGUCUGCUGAUAUUGAGUCAACUGCUUGCCAUUCGAGGAUCAUCAAUUCACUGACGGCAGCAUCCCCAUCACCAUCAGUACCAUCACCAUUACCAGAAAAUAUAUUGGCGGAUAAAUCCAAAACAAUUGGGGCGCUCUCUUCUAACUCAAGAUCGCCGCAAAUGUCGUCCAAAGAUUUACAGCUUCAGCUGCAGACAAAACACAAUAACAAAUUAAGUGAUAAGAAAAUCUACAAAAGCUAUGAAAAUCUAACCGAAGAUGGUGAAGGUCGAGGUUGCAGCAUAUCUAUGUCGACUCCUGCCGCUGAGAAUAUGGCGCUGUUCAAAGACGAAGAUGAUAGCCGAUCGGGUUCAAGUGAUGAUAUAACCACACCCAUUGUUGAUUUGCAGCGCCACAACCGCAACAGCAAAAACGAUGACGAUAAAACCGUCGUCGCGCCACCAUCAUCUACGAAUGUAGUCCAAGUGAUACAAGAUCAUAAUCGGCGAUUAUGCCAAGAUACAACGAUGACAGCGAGCACUGGUGGAGUUGGAGUGGUGGGCAUUUACCUCGAGACGCCAGUUAUCGAUGAGCAAAUAGUUAGCGUUAACAGUCAUGAUUACGAAAAGGCCAAACCAAAAAGACUUAGCGAUGAGUUCCUCAUGUCUUCAGAGGAUUGCUGCGAUGACGAGCGGAACAACAGCACCAGCAGUACUAACAGCAGCAACGAUAGUAACCCUCUAGCAAUCCAUAGAAAUAUUAGCAUUAGUAAGACCGCAGAAUGUUUAAGUAGUAAUAAUAGCAGCAAUAUUAGUGGAAUUUUAAAAAAGGAAGGAAUACUCAAUGACUUGCUGAAAUCUGUCAUGAAUGCCGAUGGUAUCAUCGAUGAUGACGAUGAUGCGGGUAAUUCGAAAAGUGGCAGAAGUACAGUAGGAAUUGGAGUCGGAGGCGGAUUGUGCGAUUUCUAUGGUGAAUCUCAGUAUGAAGGUGGCAAUGUUGAUAAUAUGGAUGCGCAUCCAGCCGCAAGUGGAAGUAUGGCACUACGUUUCAAAAACAUCAGCAUUGACUACCAUCCAUUUGGUAAUAAAGUUAAGAAUGAAAUAAAUGAUGUUGGGGUGGGGGUUGAAGUUGGGAUUGGAGCAGAUGUCGCGGACAAUGAUGUGCAAUCAAUGGACGCCAUUGAACGUCGAGACUUUGAGGAUGAACAAAGACUCACCGGUGGAAUUAUUUUAAAAUCUAGUUCGUUAGCAAAGAAUGAUAGACUUAAAUUAGAAUUAGUUCAACUAAAUGCGCAAAAUGCUAAUAACCAGCAACAGCGAGUAGUUUCAUCAGAUAGUAAGUGCACCUACAAAGACCAUUCAACAACACCGACCAGUAGCAGGCAUUACAAAAGCAGAUUAACCAAAUCAACUGCCAAGAUAAAUCUUACCACUAGCCUAAAUCAUCCAGAAAGCACGGUUACAAAUGGAGAAGAAGAGAGUCAAGAACAGAAUCCAACUGAAAGCAAGGAUCAGUCAGAAAGCUGCAACAAUAGUUCAACGACAAAUGAUAAUUAUCACCAUAAAGUACAACACCAACAUGAUCCAGAAUCAUGCAACCCUGGUCCGGAAUCAGCUUCGUCAGCAGGCACCGAUUCGUCCUCAUCGCCGCUAAAUUUGCGAACAACACUCCAUGAUAAUCCCGCCAAGAAGCUUGUUGAGAUCUUAUCGAAUCCAAAUUCAAAUGAAAGCUUGUCCGAGCAUUCGUUCAAUACCUCAUCCAGUCAUUCCCUGUCGCGUGCAUCCAAACAGACACAACCAAUAGUAUGCCUUAGUUCUGAAGAAGAGAUCCUCAAGAAAGCUAUUGAAACAAUCAAUACGCUGCAGCAGAAGCUUGGUGGCGAGUGUAUAAAUGAAGAUGAUAUUGCAACCACAUCCUCCUCAGCACGUUGUCAGUACUCGGCCUUAAAAUAUCUACGCAAUUCUCUGAGAAAAGAUAACACGAGUAAUUUGCAAUGCGACGAUCUUGCAACGGUAUCUGUGUCUGGUUCUGGAAAUGCAGCAGUCGAGGAUAAAUUGGUACCUGCAGCUUCACCUCUUUUCGCCAUAAACAGCAACAGUCAUUCAAAUUUCCAACAAGAAGAAUCCAACCAGCAACUGAACCACGAAGGACGGCGAGUGACAGAGUUUCCGUAUCUUGAUCAUGCUUUGCCAUUGGAUAACGAAUUCGAUGAGGAAACUUGGGCCGAUUGCGAUGAGGGAUCCGACGACGAGGUGUGCACAUGCCAUAAGGAUAGUUUUUCCAAUCAGCGAGAAAAGCGCGAUACGUCUGACUUGCUUUCGGAGGAUGCCCUGUCGAAGGAUGUUGAGCUCUCGAGCUACAUACAGAUGGUUUCGAUUUCUGAGGACACUCUUUCGCAUGAGCAUAGCAUGUCCCCUGAAUUCACGGGCCUUCAACGAAAACGGAAAUUCAACGAAAGUCGUCUUCUAGAUGCUGAUCACUUUUUGAGCGACAGCGGACGGAAGCGUAUUGCAUAUGAUUAUUCUUCAACGCCUCGCAGCUCGCAAACACUCAUGCUGAUUCCGAGUCCCUCAACCCCAUUGGGACGACGUACUCCUAGGUCUUUGAUUCCCACAAGAGAUAAUCCCCCGCCAGAGCUUCAAGAUUGGCUAGUGCAAUUCCAGCGAUGGUCGCACGCUGAGCGGCUACUAGCCGUCGAUAGACUGAUUGAACAUUGCGAGCCGACACAAGUUCGUCAUAUGAUGAAAGUUAUCGAACCGCAAUUCCAGAGAGACUUCAUUUCUCUGCUGCCACGCGAACUAGCGCUGCAAGUUCUAGCCUAUUUAGAUCCAACGGAUCUGCUUAGAGCAGCGCAGACGUGUCGCAGCUGGAGAUUCCUGUGCGAUGAUAACCUUUUGUGGAAGGAAAAAUGUCGCAAAGCACAAAUACUGAUUGAGCCGAAGACAGAUCGCCCGAAACGUGGCCGCGCUGGCAACAUGCCUCCAAUUGCAUCGCCAUGGAAGGCGGCCUACAUGCGCCAACACAUCAUCGAAAUGAAUUGGCGUUCGCGUCCCAUUCGAGAACCCAAAGUUCUGAAAGGUCACGACGAUCACGUCAUAACUUGCUUGCAAUUCUCAGGAAAUCGAAUUGUCUCUGGAUCAGAUGAUAAUACACUUAAAGUUUGGUCUGCUGUCACCGGAAGGUGUCUGCGCACAUUGGUGGGUCACACCGGAGGAGUUUGGUCAUCCCAAAUGUCUGGCAAUAUAAUUAUUUCUGGCAGUACGGACAGAACGUUGAAGGUUUGGGAUAUGGAAACGGGAGAGUGUGUGCACACACUGUUGGGACACACCUCAACUGUGCGGUGUAUGCAUCUACAUGGCAAAAAAGUUGUAAGUGGCUCACGGGAUGCAACACUACGUGUUUGGGACAUUGAACGUGGCAAUUGUUUGCAUGUUCUAGUUGGACAUUUAGCCGCUGUUCGAUGUGUGCAAUAUGAUGGGAAACUUAUUGUUUCCGGUGCCUAUGAUUAUAUGGUGAAAAUUUGGCACCCAGAACGUCAGGAAUGUCUUCAUACGUUACAAGGUCAUACGAACCGCGUAUAUUCGUUACAAUUUGAUGGAAUUCAUGUUGUAUCUGGAUCUUUGGACACAUCGAUUCGCGUAUGGGAUGUAGAAACUGGCAAUUGUAAACAUACGCUUAUGGGACAUCAAAGUCUAACAUCCGGCAUGGAGUUGCGACAGAAUAUCCUUGUAUCGGGUAAUGCCGAUUCAACAGUCAAAGUCUGGGAUAUCACUAAUGGCCAAUGUUUGCAGACACUUUCAGGUCCAAAUAAACAUCAGUCGGCAGUGACUUGUCUUCAAUUCAAUUCAAGAUUUGUGAUCACAAGUUCAGAUGAUGGCACUGUAAAACUAUGGGAUGUCAAAACUGGUGAAUUCAUAAGAAAUCUCGUUGCAUUAGACUCUGGCGGAUCUGGUGGUGUUGUGUGGCGUAUACGAGCAAAUGAUACGAAAUUAAUUUGUGCAGUUGGCUCACGCAAUGGCACAGAGGAAACCAAGUUAAUGGUCUUAGAUUUUGAUGUUGAAGGUGCCUGCGUAAAAUGUUCAUAAGAGUGUUAAGUAAAAGUAAUGUCGCGCAUAUAAUCCAAUACCGCACAGCAGUUCUUUUGCAAAAAGAAUGUGUUUUUUUUUUAAAGUUCGCAAAAGGCAAACAGCAAAAAAGUAACAUAACAAACUAAAAUUAUUCAAGAACGUAACAAAUUGAGACUUAAUUAUUAUUGUAUACCUGUGUUGUAAAAAAAAUGAAAAGAAAACAAACCUUAAAUUAUGCAAACAAACACAAUAACAAAAACAAACAAACAAAAAUACGGUAGAACUGGUAUCUAAUGCUUUAUUAGGGCGGCGGUCGGCGGUAGUAGCAGCAGCAGCAACGUGAAAAUGUAAUGCGUAUUUUUUUAUUUUAUAUUUGUUACGUUCAUUUGUUGGUUCGUUGACAGCCUCCCAGUAGAACUCUAGUUACUAAAGUCCUUACUUGUUUUUAUAAUAUACAAAAAAAAAAAAAAACAAAAUCAAACAAACACAAAACCGUAUGUCUGUCUAGUGCUUAGAACCAUCUUUUUUUUAAUUUCGUAUUUAAUUAAAUUUUGUUUGUAGAAAAUUACACACAGAUCGCAUCAAAGCUUUAUAAUUAUUAUUAAUAUUACUUUAAAACAAAAAAAAACUCUUAAUUAAGUUUCACACUUAUUUGUAGGUUUCCUUUUUGUAAUUAACUUUUUUUUUGUUCUAUUAAAUUAUCUUUGUUUCUAUUAUAAUGUGUAUGUAUAUUUUUUUAAUUAAUCAUAAUUUUAUUGUAAUCGAAUUGAAUUUGUUACUUAAUAUCGUUUUUGAAAUGUGUUAGAGAAACAAAAUGUGAGUGUGGGUUAAAGAAGAGAAGCGACUUGUGAUGUAGUUUGUGUCCCUAAACAAAUAUGUAUUUUAAUUCAGGAUUUUCCGGAUUGAUUGGAUUGAAAAUUGUUUGUUUUGUUUUUGUCUGUAAAACAUAUAUACAAGUACUGCCACACUGAGUCUAUGAUAACUUCGAAUUAAAUAAACAAUACAAAGUGCAAAGAAUAAUUGGUUUUAAUAAGUUUUUCCGGGAAUUUAUUUACCUAUUUUAUUAAUUUAAAAACAUCAAAUAUUAAUUUUAGUUUGGUUAAAGUAAAUUUAUUACAAUUUAAUUAACUCAGAAAUAAAACUUUAGCUCAUGUUUGAUUAAGUUAGAGUAUGCGUGUUUUUAAACAAGGAUUUUGCGGAAAGCCUAUUAAAAGAAUGCUCUUAACAAUCGUUUGUUGUUUUUUGUCAUUUGAUGUUUAAAAUAAUCAAAAGAAAGGCUUCCAUUCAAUUACACAGUUUUUAAGCUUUAGUACUAUUCGUUUCAACACCGUUGUGGUGUUUCAGUUAUUUAAACAAUUUUAAACUUUACUUUAUUGUUUGUGAUGACUGUUGGCAAUAUUUACUAGCAAUUCGCUUUGUUUUUAGACACAGAAAAAUUAAAAAAAAAUAUAACUAAAGUUGCUAACCGUAUGGAACCGUUUUUCUUUAACAGGUUCACAACAUUCAGUUUAACUUAACCUAUUUUUUGUAGUCCUAUUCCUUUACUCAUGUUUAGUCUCUAUUAUCUUAAAUAGACGAAACGAAUUUUAAUUGUUUAUUUCUUAUUGAAAAGCUAAACAAAUUGCAACCUCUCGACUUUAUCAUAACCAAGUGGGUAACAAAAGAGUAUAACAGACAUAAAAUUGAAUUAAAAGAAAAUGAAAUCAAUGCUAUGCAAAUUUUAUUUGUCUUACAAAACUCUGAAUCAAGUACAAACAAUAAAACUUCUUUCUACUCAUAGUUUAUUAUAAUUUUGUGGUACAUACAUCGAAGAAAAGAACCCCUUACUUUUUUUUUUUUUUCCACGAAACAAACAAACAAAUGAAAAACGAUAUUAUUGUUUUCUUAGAUAAUUUUUUAAAGUUUUUUUUUCUAGAAUAAAAUUAUGAUUACAUAAAGAAUGGUCACUUAAACCCAAACUAUAUUAUUUCAUUUCUUUUUAAAUGGAAAAAUUGAAAUAUAUUUUCCUUAUAUAUUUAAUUUACACAAAUAAGAAAAAAAAGAAACAAUUGUUAUGUUAUUAAAUUUUAAUUGGUGGCGCUUCCUCCCUUCGUUCGUUUUCGUUAGAUGAUACUCUUUUUUCCAAACUUUACAAAAGAAAAAAAGAAAAAAAAUCUGUUAAUUUAUAUUUGUUAUAUUUAAUUUGUUGAUCAAAUAUUAAUAUAUUUCUUUUUAUUUAUUUGAUCAAAAUGCAGGUUUUUGUUUAUAUUUUGUGGUUUAAUUUUUUGGUUAAUUCGCCUAUAUUCUAUAUUUUGUUUCAUUAAAAAAACACAAAGUGUAUAGCAAAACAACAAAUAAACAAAACAUAAUACUGUUAAUCCGAGUCUUUUUUUAAUCUUUUCACUAGUAUUAGAAAGUAAUUAUAAUAAAACUACAAACAUAAAAAUACAACAAAAAAAAAAACCGCUGGUAAAAAUAUAAACAUAUAUAUUGUUAUUAAAAUAUAUAAAUGCAUAAGAAAGUAUAAACAUAAUAUGCCACAGAAUUGCCAUGGAAAAAAAUUAAAAGAAAAAAGAAAAACAUGAAAAAACAUAACUUAACAAAAUACAAAAAAAAGUAUACAUAUAAAAUAAAAGAUUCGCAUUAAUUUUUAGUAAUGUAAAAUAUAAAUAUGAUAAUUCUAAUAUUUAAUUAUAGACUGAUUUGAUAGUAACUAUUUUAAUUAUUAUCAGUUUUAGGUUAUUUCAUAACAUAAUUAUAUAAAAAAAAAACAAAAACAAAAUAACAAUACACCUUCAUAUUAUAAAAUUAAAUAA